GCUGCUGUCAGUUAAAGAGAAGGGGGGGGGGAACACUAGGGGAAUGUCUCCGGUGUUAGCAAAGCUAUUGGACUCACACACACAUGCCUGGAUCAAUGGCAGUUGCACUAGGACAUAGACAAGUGCACAUCAGCUUACACUUCAUCUUCCUUCACUUUGCAUUUGGAGGGGCAUCUUCCUUUGCCUACUUCUAUUUCUUAAAGUAGUAUGAAAGACAUAUCUGAAGAUACUCAGAGGACAACUUAUUUGGAUUGGAAGAACAUCAGAUGAACUCAGUAUCUACCAAGCUUUGAGUGCAAUUUACUCAAUAUUGAGAUUGCCCGCAGCCAUCAUGCCAACCAACGAGUCUCUUCUAGCCACUCCUGAGGGUUUCACUGAGUGGAACCCCUUUAAGGGACCCCUGAAGAACAUAGAACCUUGGAACUUCCAGCUAUUGGCUGCCCUCAUGGUUGUGGUAACGUCACUCUCAAUUGCUGAAAACUUUAUUGUCAUUCUUGUUACGGUCAAAUUCAAGCAGCUGAGGCAACCUCUGAAUUAUAUAAUUGUCAACCUGUCUGUCGCGGACUUUCUGGUGUCAGUGAUUGGUGGCACCAUUAGCAUUGCCACCAAUAGCAAGGGCUAUUUCUACUUGGGAUCCUGGGCUUGCGUCCUCGAAGGAUUUGCAGUUACUUUUUUUGGGAUUGUGGCUCUGUGGUCUCUGUCAGUACUGGCUUUCGAGAGAUACAUAGUAAUCUGUAGACCGUUGGGCAAUCUGCGCCUCCAGGGCAAACACUCAGCGUCUGCCAUUAUCUUUGUGUGGGUCUUCUCUUUCGUGUGGACAAUCCCGCCGACCAUGGGCUGGAGCAGCUACACCACAAGUAAGAUUGGCACCACCUGUGAACCUAACUGGUACUCCGGAGAGACGAGGGAUCAUACCUACAUCAUCACAUUCCUUACAACCUGCUUCAUAUUCCCUUUACUGGUCAUUUUUGUAUCUUAUGGAAAACUGAUGCGGAAGCUAAGGAAGGUGUCAGAUACGCAAGGACGAUUGGGCUCUACUAGAAAACCAGAAAAAGAGGUCACUCGAAUGGUUGUCAUCAUGAUCCUGGCAUUUCUUAUCUGCUGGACUCCAUAUGCAGCCUUUUCUAUCCUUGUCACAGCAUACCCGACCAUUGAUUUGGAUCCACGUUUAGCUGCAAUUCCUGCUUUCUUUGCAAAAACAGCAUCAAUGUACAAUCCCGUUAUUUACGUCUACAUGAACAAACAGUUUAGGAGGUGUCUAUACCAGAUGUUCCACUUGAAUGACCCAGAUGCCAAAGAGUCCAACAUAAACCCAACUUCAGAAAGGGGCGUGCUAACUCACAACAAUAAUGGAGGGGAAAUGCUGGCCAUCGCCACACACAUAACUAGUUCAGCUGUAACCAAUCGUGAAGAAGAACAGAGCAGCUGUAAUUCCUUUGCACCAGUGGCAGAAAAUAAAGUCUAUCCUAUGUAAACUCAUCUAGGAAAAGUCAGGAGAAAGACUUGUUCAAAGAAGAAGGACAUGAAGUGCCAUAUUUUUGGAGACAAGUGUUGUUGUAGAUAUCUAAUUAAUAUGAUGGGAGAUGGAAAUCAUUGCAGAUGAGCCAUAUACUGUAUGUAUUUUUGUGGCAGUACAACUACUAUUUAUUUUGUCUUUAGAUAUAACAAUAUUACAACACCCUCAACUUUAGUUUGUGCUGCAGAGAGAAUAUUAUUGUUUGGAAGAACAAAUGCUUUUCCUGGAAUUGGCACCUCAUAAGAGAGACUCCUACCAACAUCAUGACCUCACUGUCCCCUCCCACCAAUCGGAAGCUGCCACUGGGAGCUCUAUAUUCCAGCGUAAGGGGAUAACACAUUUACAAUGAUGUCAAGGAUUUCUCAGUUUUAGAUCAUUCACACAUUAUUCUGCUGAAUUGUACUGCAAUACCAUAUAGAGAUUUUUAAAAAAUUGUAUCCUAAGUGCUAUUUUAAUUGUAUUAUUUAU
Molecule: messenger RNA, 1984 nt
Organism: Xenopus laevis (African clawed frog)
Lineage: Eukaryota; Metazoa; Chordata; Amphibia; Anura; Pipidae
Gene: opnva.S
Product: vertebrate ancient opsin
Exons: 5
Coding region: 332-1474 (380 amino acids)
Source: RefSeq, a predicted model, not a curated record